Linderina pennispora is the source of this 363-nucleotide messenger RNA. RefSeq lists its product as uncharacterized. The record is from RefSeq and is a predicted model, not a curated record. NCBI's taxonomy places the organism in Eukaryota, Fungi, Kickxellomycota, Kickxellomycetes, Kickxellales, Kickxellaceae. The transcript has 2 exons. Gene Ontology annotation, molecular function: acetyl-CoA carboxylase activity. Bases 1 to 363 code for a protein of 120 amino acids.
AUGGUUGCCAAGGGUGUGGUCCGCAAGGAGCUGCAGUGGAAGCAUGCGCGUACCUUCUUCUACUUCCGCCUCAAGCGCAGGCUCGCCGAGGAGUACCUGCUCCGCGAUAUGGCCAAAACGAGCCCCGACAUGGAUCGCGAGGAGCAGAAGGCCAUCUUGCAGGCCUGGUUUGAGCAGAGCAACUCGGAGGCCUACGACGACGACCGCGCUCUGAUGCGUGCCUGGAAAGCCCAGGUCGAGGCCGCCAAUGUCGCCGCCAAUGUCGCCGGAGCCACCGACGAUGCCCUGCUGGCCGCCCUGCAGCAGCUGUCGCCGGAGCGCCGCAAGCAGCUCCUGCCAAGCUCUCCCAGUGAAAAAAACUAA